AUAUUGAAUAUACCUUGACAGCAGCUGAAUAUGAACUACUACACGUGUAGUAGUUUAUGAUACCGAAUGAUACCUAUCUAUUAUUUCAUUCCAGUAUUUCAGUAUUUCAGUAUUCUACAUUUCUACAGUCUACAACGCACGGAUUAAUAUAUUAUAUUAUAAUCCGUGGUCGAACCGUGACCGUACACUGUCGUUACUAAUACUAAGAAUAAUAAAAAUAAUAAAAUAAUUACUUAUCUAAAUCUUACUUUCGUAUUUUGUCUUUUAUUCUAGUCUCUAUGUUCGUUUAAAGUUUUAAACCUCAAACAUCGGGAAAUGUCCUUUUAUAAUUUUCAUUAACUUUAAAAUUUAACUUUGGUACACGGUGUUUGUGAACAUGACGACAUUAAGAGAACUGAAUAUGAAGCAUAAGGGAAUAUCGAAAAAAAAUCUUAGGCCGAGAUGUGUUAUUACAGAUCCUUACGAAAAAUUUUGGCCACUUUUAGGUUUAGGAAAAUCUCAAUUGCUGGUUAAUGAAAUGGAAAAAACUAUAUAUAAAGAAAAUGGUAAAUUAAAAGUAAAUUGGUUUAGUUUAAAAAAAUUACCUUUGGAUAUACGAAAAUGCCAAAUUAAAAAUCUUUCCAAUACACAUAAGCAUAUAAGUCUUGAUUUAAAAGCACAAAGAUCAGUUUUGAAAAUGGGUAUCAAUGAAGUUAGUAGGUGUGUUGAAAAAGAUCAAAUAGCUUGUUGUUUGAUAGCAGAAGAUGUGGCAAACUGUAUGAUUGCCAAGCAUUUGCUUUUUAUGACUGCUGCAAAAAAAAUACCUGUCCUAAUUCUUCCAGAUAUGUAUUCUAUUACAAAGCGUAUCAUAGGUUUUUCUUCUGCAGUGUUAGGAUUGAAAAGCGAUGUAAUAAGUAGAACAGAAAAUUCCUUGCAUAAUCUCUAUCAAACCAUUAUUAAAUUGUCGAAUGAAUUUAAAAAUCCAUACAUCAAACAAAUUGGUAUGAGGGAAUUGAAAUCUAUAGAAAACCCAACACAAUUAAAUAUUAAUAUUGACAAUUAUUUACUUAAGAAGCCGCGUGAAGGUAGGGCUUUUGUACCAGAAGAAACAUCAAAUAUUCAGGCAUUAAACGACUUAUCAUUUAUACCAAUUGAACAAAUGGUAGUUGAAAAACAACAACCUUCUGAACAUGAAGAAGAACUAUUUGAAAUACCAAUAACUACUGAUUUAUUUAGCAUAGACACUAAACCUAUAGUAAUUGAAGAUAUAGGUGAAUCUGUGGAACGUAGAACAAACAAUUUUAGAGAGCCUUUAUUAAGAUAUCAUGGAUUAAAAAUGAAAAAAAUGAAACCCAAUCCCCAAAGAAAGCCAAAAAAAAAGAAAAUGUUUAAUACAAACACAAAAAAGGAACACAAUUAACAUUUCACUGGUCAAUUUAAGUUGUUUUAUAUAAAAAAAGUAUACAUAAAUAAAUUGUGCAAAGUAUUUUGGAAA
This is a messenger RNA of Myzus persicae (green peach aphid), 1474 nucleotides long. RefSeq lists its product as uncharacterized. The transcript is spliced from 5 exons. Lineage: Eukaryota; Metazoa; Arthropoda; Insecta; Hemiptera; Aphididae. The coding region runs from base 377 to 1399 and encodes 340 amino acids. Gene Ontology annotation, molecular function: ribonuclease P RNA binding; ribonuclease P activity. The record is from RefSeq and is a predicted model, not a curated record. Gene Ontology annotation, biological process: tRNA 5'-leader removal. Gene Ontology annotation, cellular component: ribonuclease MRP complex; nucleolar ribonuclease P complex; fibrillar center.